GCCGGCCGGGCCACUCGCCGCCCUGCCGCCCCCAGUCGCCGCGCAGUGAACCAGGGACGACGCGAGCCGAGCCAGCACGGUGCGCCGAGGAGACGCGUCUGGCCAGCGCAGUGCGGGAGACGAGACGAGUUUGGCUGGGCGGUGUGGGAGACGAGACACGCGUCCGGCGCGCGCAGUGCGGGAGACGAGACCGUCCGGCCAGCGAGGCCGUCCAGUGAGAGCCGCCGGGCCAGCAUGCCGCGGGUGCGCCAAGACGGGAGCCGCGGCUGAGGAAGCCUCUCCGCGCGCGUCGGCGCAGCGCCGGCCGAGCUGCAGCGACCCGUCUGCAUGGGCCGGGCGACGCGAGAUGGCCAAGCAGCUGGGCUGGUGAUCCUCCGUCGUCGUGCGACCUCCGAGCAGCACCCGCAAAAUGCGCCUCGGCACCAUGACAGCUAUAGUGGUUUUGUUGGUGUCGGCGACCAGCGGUUCUGAGGGCAGUGGUGUAUCGGAUCUGGAGGAGGUCGGCCUGUCCAGUCAUUCUCCCAGCACGGGGAGUCAACACAGAAUACGCCACAGGCACGCGGCGCGACGGCGGGCGCAGCAGGAGCGGCGUCAGCUGGCCGUCGACGAGCCGCUGCCGCUGCCCGACGACCUGCAGGAGUCGGCCGAGGACCCGGAGCUGGAGGACGGCCGCCAGAGGGCGGCGCUCCGGUACGCUGACCCGGCCGCCGACUUCACCGUCUGCUGCCCGGCUAAGGAGGAGCGCACGAGCCCGCACGCCGGCACGAGGCGCGACGGCAGCCUCGCCUUCCUCUACUCUGACGCCGACUUCAAGCAGAUGUUCUUCGAGCGCUCGUGCCGCGAGCAGACGGACGAGGAGGUGGCGCUCGUGCGUCGCCUGGUGCGCCGUCGCUUUCGCUGCGUGCAGGAGUACUCGUACUCGUACGCCGUUUACGACGUGAACGGCGCCAAAAUGCUAGACUUCAUUCGGAUACGCAGUGGUUGCCGGUGCGAGAUCAAACAGCGGAGCAACCGACGGAAAAAGAAGAGGAAGUGGGACCGGAAGCAGAGUGCGGCCAUGCGACGGCGAUACCAGAAGCGGCGUCGCCGUGCCCAGCGGGGAGGGCAAUCUCAGACGAACGCUCGCACCGCGUCAUAGCUUUAUAUAUUAAUGAUGUGAUGGUUAGAAUCGGUUGCCUGUGCGCGCUACGAUAAUAACAAACAUUUCGGUCACGACAGUGGUUUAAUUGAGAGCCGCUUUUAGCGUUUGUUGCGCGUGCGAAGGUCGGUCGAACAGCUGACGACUCUGCGGCCCCAGGCAAGUUUGCCGCCGGCUGUGUCAGGGCAUGGUUCCUAUUCUCCGGCUUCGGCCACUGCCAUUAGACUACCUGAAAAUCUUUAAUCGGUUUUCGCUGCUCGGAGACGAACGUUUGGCUUUUACUGAGUUGACCGUGUUUUGUUGACUCGCGCCUGUCACCGGGCUCAAGCACUGUUUGGUGCUCCAACGCGUCUUAGGCAGCUCAUUCACUUGUGGUCUGCAUUGAAUUGACUGUGCCGCGUCAUAAACCCUGGUAAGAAACAUCAUUU
Molecule: messenger RNA, 1566 nt
Organism: Pollicipes pollicipes
Lineage: Eukaryota; Metazoa; Arthropoda; Thecostraca; Pollicipedomorpha; Pollicipedidae
Exons: 4
Coding region: 410-1138 (242 amino acids)
Source: RefSeq, a predicted model, not a curated record